AUGUCUCUCAAUUGGGUGAUGCUUCAUGAUCAGGAAGGCUUCGUUCGUCUUCCCAACGAACGUCUAGUUUACUCCUCGCCUCCACGGACCAGCAUGUCUUUAACUCCCCCGUCGGGCUACAAGGGUGGUGAGAAACUAUCAGUCCAAAGUAGCGCAGGCUGCAUCCAUCUCACCAACCAACGAGUUGUCUACCUUCCAACAUCUCAAACAAAUGACCUGCAAUCAUUUUCAUGCCCACUGCUGAAUGUCCGCGACUCUCACGUAUCGGCACCAUUCUUUGGACCCAAUGUGUGGACAGCUCUGAUACAACCAGUAUCCGGCGGUGGCAUCUCAGCAUCUCUUCCCGCUGUGCAAAUGAAAGUGACAUUCAAGGAAGGCGGGGCUUUUGACUUCCACACUAAUUUUGAGCGGAUCAAGGAACGACUGCAGCAGGCUGUCGAAAACACGACUGAGGGCACCCGCGGACAACAAACAGUGGAUCUCUCGGCUGUGCAUCUUGAAGAAUUGCCUGCAUAUGAUGCUCCGCCUAUUGCCACCCAGAACACCAGACCUAGCGCGACACCUGAGGAAGCACAAAGCAGUCGAGCGUCCGAUGCGGGCACUGAGCCCGCGGAGCCUCCUCCAUGUUAUGAGGAAGUUCAGUCGCAAAGCGUGGCGCAUGAGCUGGAAGAGAGGCUGCGACGAGCUAGCUGA
Penicillium soppii is the source of this 693-nucleotide messenger RNA. RefSeq names its product GRAM domain-containing protein. Gene Ontology annotation, molecular function: chromatin DNA binding; transcription coactivator activity. Gene Ontology annotation, cellular component: nucleus. Gene Ontology annotation, biological process: positive regulation of DNA-templated transcription. The coding region runs from base 1 to 693 and encodes 230 amino acids. The transcript has 3 exons. The record is from RefSeq and is a predicted model, not a curated record. NCBI's taxonomy places the organism in Eukaryota, Fungi, Ascomycota, Eurotiomycetes, Eurotiales, Aspergillaceae.